This is a messenger RNA of Symbiodinium necroappetens, 1810 nucleotides long. NCBI's taxonomy places the organism in Eukaryota, Dinophyceae, Suessiales, Symbiodiniaceae. The record is from the annotation of a GenBank genome assembly.
GCGGGACUUUGCUCGGUGCUGGGCGCAGCGGCGGCGUUCUGCGACAGUGAAAACGAACCCCAGCUUUGAGGACGGCCUCGACGAGGCUAUCACUGCUGUGUUGAGCGUGUGUGACACCGGCUUCGUUCAGUACUAUGGGGAUUGGAAAGAGAGCUUUGGUGGGUCAGUUUCUUCCAGCGUGCGAAGGCAGCGGGACCUUUUUCCAUUGCCAGCUUUGCAAUCAUGGCCUCUGGACGACACCGAAUGUCCUACUGAGACAGCCCUUGCAAUGGCCAACCUGUGCUUAGCAAGCCUCAACGUGCUGGCUUCGGACAUGGAUCCCGGUAAGGCCGGUCAUGGUCGGAGCACCCCGACUGUGGCGCAGCAGGGUGUUCACGAACAUGUUUGCAACCGCUGCCAGCUUUUUCUUCGCCGGCUUCGUGAUAGUGGCGACGAGAGCUUUGCUUGGCGAGGCAGCUUCCGCUUCUUCGAGGAGAAACCGCAUGCAAAGUAUCCAGCCAUGAAAGCCGAGGCCGUUGACUUGCCCUCCGCUGCUGCUACGUGUGACGCUGUCAAGUUGCUGCCCGCAGACCUGGCUGACAUGAUCAUGGACCCGAAGCAGUUAUUCCCUGCCGGCUCUCAGACUGAAAGCUGGCCCAUGGGUGCUAUGGGGAGAGACCGUGAUGAGUACAUCAAGCUUGUUUUUCGGCAGCUACAGUGUGGAAAAACAGCUCUACGACAGCGUUGCCUUGCUGUCGGAGACGUUUUCUGCGUCCCUAAGUCAAGCCCCGGCAAACAAAGGGAGGUGUGGAAUGGCGCGCUGGUGUCGCAAGCUGCUGCGCGGCCCCCGCAUCCAUUCAAGCUUGCCAACCCCGGCUGUUUCGUCGACCUUUGCUUCGCAGAGUGGGAAGAAAUCUACAUGUCCAAGCGUGAUGUGCAUACAUGCUUUGAUGUGUUGAAAGCUCCAGAGCACCUGCAACCAUGGUUUGGCAGGUAUGUGGCCGACGAUGUCAAAGGUUUGACCCCGCUCCUUCCUUUGUAUCCGACGAGUGUCCAAGAACAAGACUUCAUCUCGAUGGACUCACCUCCUCCAAGCGGCCCAGAAAUCUGUGGGGUGGCGACCGAUGACACCUUCUUCUUUCACAAGGACAAGCUGGUGGGCGAGAGAAGGCUUCAUCAACUCGAUGCUGCUUUUGAUCUAUCUGGUAUGCCCAAGAAUGCUACGAAAGAUGUUACGCUUCAACAGUCAAUGACGGCGCUAGGCUGCGAACUAACUUCGAAACCACCUGCUGCCGAGCCUUCCGCGCCAAAGUUGGUUACUUUGUUCAUGGCGCUGCUGGACGUGUUCUGCGUUGGAGAGGCGUCACCUGCAGGUUUGAACCGCCUGCUUGGCCUGGAGCAAUGGUUUUGUUUGCUGUCGAGACCCAUGUACAGCAUCUUCGACUCCAUUUAUGAGUUCGUGCGCAAAGAGCCACAAGACAGAGUUCAACCUCUGCCUAGCAAGCUUCGCGUCGAGCUGGUUGUGGCUGCUUUCCUGGCACCUCUUCUGGGUGCUGACUUGGGACGGCGUUUCUUGCCACGCCUCAUUGCAUGUGAUGCUUCGGGUUCUUUCGGUUUUGGGGUGUCUUACAUGAAGUGUAGCUCCAGCUUGGUCAAAGAGGUCAGCCAAUUCUCAGAAAGGCGAGGUGACUUUGUGCGAUUCUUCCCUGAGGAAGGAUUGGAGUUCCACAUGUUCUUCCUUUCCAUCAAUGGCAAUUUCGCACCGCUAUCAGUGCUAGAGCCCAGUGGAAAGCGCACUCUGGGGUGCUGGAAGCUCACGCGCUCCAUUUAG